Molecule: messenger RNA, 10476 nt
Organism: Talpa occidentalis (Iberian mole)
Lineage: Eukaryota; Metazoa; Chordata; Mammalia; Eulipotyphla; Talpidae
Gene: ZFR2
Product: zinc finger RNA binding protein 2
Exons: 20
Coding region: 48-3218 (1056 amino acids)
Cellular component (GO): precatalytic spliceosome
Molecular function (GO): single-stranded RNA binding; double-stranded RNA binding; zinc ion binding
Source: RefSeq, a predicted model, not a curated record
CGCCCCUUAGCGCCUCGGGUUCGGUCGCGCUUGGUGAGGACGUCAAGAUGGCGGCGAGUAAUUAUUACGGCUUUGCGCAGGGCGCCGGCCCACAGUACAGUUCCAGUGCGCAGCCUCCACUGGCUUUCCCCCCGCCUCCUGCUGGAGCCAGCUUUGCCACGCAGCCUGUGGUCCCGUCGCUUCCCCCCACGGCCCAGUCCUCUGGGCCUGUUGCCUCAGCGGGUUACAGUGGAUACCAGCCCCACUCUGGCCAGGACUUCGGUUACAGCAGCCAGGGACUGGCCCCCGUGUCCACCACAGCAUCUUCGUACCAGGACAGUUACAGCUACAGCUCAUCAGCGACCACCAGUAGCUACGAGAACAAGCAGUGUCCCCCGCCUUUCGCCGGCCAGCCGCCACUUUCUGCUGCAGGCGUGCCCUACCCGCCAGGCACGAAAGGAGCCUACGGUCAGCCCUGCGGAGGUUACAGCCCAGCACAGCUGCCACAACAGGCACCCGCUGCUCAGGAGGGCCAGGCAGACAGCUCUGCGCCUGGGGCCUGCCCCUACGCCUCGGCGGCCAGCAUCCUGCCAGCAGCCUCUGCCGCUACUCUCUGUCCCUACACCCCGACCUCAUCAUUCAGCCCUGCCUCUAUCCCAUACUCUGGGCCAAGCUACCCAAGCUACGACACGUCCGUGUACUCAGCUGCCAAUCUCUUCUACCCUCCACCGCUGCCCCCACAGAUGCAACCCCCGCCUGCCCCGGCACCCCUCCAACCACCACCACCACCUCCUCCUCAGCAGCCCCCACCCCUCCCAAAGCCCACAGACCCCUCCCUGUGGAGCAGCUCGGGGAGCAGUGCCAGUGCCAGUUUUGCUGACAACUUCACCAAGAAACCCCCGGUUCCCAACAAGCUGCUGAAAGCCAAGGGCAGCCCCAGGCAGCCGUUGCUUCUCUACUGUGAGGUCUGCAAGGUCAGCUGCGCUGGUCCACAGACCUACCGUGAGCACUUGGAAGGGCAGAAGCACAAAAAGAAAGAGGCAGCUCAGAAGAUGGGUGUCCAGCCCAAUGGCAGUCCCUGCGGUGUGCAGGCCCAGCUGCACUGCGGCCUGUGUGCUGUGUCCUGCACCGGGGCUGAUGCCUACACGGCCCACAUCCAGGGGGCCAGGCACCAGAAGGUCUUCAAGCUGCACACCAAAUUGGGAAAGCCCAUCCCCAUCAUAGAACCAGCACCAGGAAACUCCAGCUUGUCCCAGCCCACUGGCACUGGCAAACCAGCCCCCCUCGCCAUGCAGAGCCCACCCAACACCUCCGCCAAGCCCGUGGCCCCUGCCGGCCCUGACACACACAACUUGAGCAAGCCAGCGCUGCCCAAGGGACCACCAGCCUCGCAGGCCACACGUGCGGGGCUUUCUGAGGAACAAGCAGUGGGUAGCAAACCCCCUGAGGCCAAACCAGAAGAGCCCAGAGAACUGGCUAUUCAAAGAGGCUCUGAGGAAACUUCUGGAAGCUGCUGUGACUCACAGCCAGUGGGCCCAGAGUACGUGGAAGAGUGCUCCAGCCGGGUCUCACUCCCGAAGACAUGCGUGGAGUCAGCACUGAUGUGUCUUCGUGUUUAUGUUCUUGGAAGCCAGUCAGCAUCUUCUGUUUGUCCUGUGCAAAAUAGCCAUUCCAGACGGGAUUCCUGCUGUUGGAGACCCUGUCAUUCCAUAGUUUACGAGGAGAAGGUGUGCAAUGAUGAAGGUAAAGUGAUACGGUUCCACUGCAAGCUGUGUGCGUGCAGUUUCAACGACCACAAUGCCAGGGACAUGCACGUUCGGGGCCGGCGCCACCGACUGCAGUACAAGAAAAAAGUGAACCCAGAGCUUCCCAUCGCAAUCAAGCCCAGCCCCCGAACCCUGCGGGUUGUGGAGGAGCGGCUGCGGAAGCAGAGGCAGCUGACCAAGCGGCGGCUGGAGGCCAUGCGGCGCUGGCACAAUGAGAUGAGGCAAUAUGACAUUUGCAGGAGGCGGCUGGAGCAGGCAUCGGCCGCCCAGGACGAGCUCCCGGGACACUCAAGACCUGCCUGCCCUCUGCCCCUCAUGGGCAGGCCUGGGGAGUCCGCCCCUGCGGCCGUGCCCACUCAGCGGCCGGAGUCCAGUGACGACCGGCACGUAAUGUGCAAGCAUGCCACCAUCUACCCCACAGAGGAGGAGCUGCGGGCUGUGCAGAAGGCCGUCUCCCACUCAGAGCGAGCGCUUAAGCUGGUGUCUGACACUCUGGCUCAGGAGAGUUCCAGAAACUCAGAGCAAGAGGGCAGUGAGCGCAGUGGCCUCAACCCCUCCACUCGGAUCCUGAAAGGCGUGAUGCGGGUGGGCGUCCUGGCCAAAGGCCUUCUUCUUCGGGGCGACCGGAAGGUGCAGCUGAUCCUGCUAUGCUCCCAGAAGCCCACGCACACCCUGCUGCGGAGAGUUGCCGAGCAGCUGCCCCAGCAGCUCUUGGUGGUGACAGAGGACAAGUACCAGGUUUCCUCUGACACUGAAGCCAACAUCAUCAUCUCUGCCUGUGAGGAGCCCAGGAUGCAGGUCACAGUGUCAGUGACCUCACCCUUGAUGCGGGAGGACCCCUCCACAGACCGAGAAGGAAUGGAGACGCCUCUGCCUGACCCAGAUGUCCUGAGCCCAGAGAAGUGCCUGCAGUCACUGGCUGCCCUCCGCCAUGCCAAGUGGUUCCAGGCGAGAGCCAGCAGCCUACAGCCGUGUGUGAUUGUCAUCAGGCUCCUUCGAGACCUCUGCCAGCGUGUGCCCACCUGGGGAGCCUUGCCGGACUGGGCCCUGGAGCUGCUGGUGGAGAAGGUUCUAAGCAGUGCCACAGGGCCCCUGAGCCCAGGGGAUGCUGUGAGACGGGUCCUGGAGUGUGUGGCCUCGGGGACUCUCCUGACAGAUGGACCUGGGCUCCAGGAUCCCUGUGAGAGAGACCAGAUGGAUGCCCUCGGCUCUAUGACCCUCCAGGAGCGGGAGGACAUCACGGCCAGUGCCCAGCACGCCCUGCGCAUGUUGGCGUUCAGGCAGAUCCACAAGAUCCUGGGCAUGGACCCUCUGCGGCUGCCCCAAGCCAAGUAUGGGGCACGCUUCCGGAAGAGGCUGCGGGAGACCGGGGAAUCGGAGGAGUACGAGGCUCAGAGGAAGCUGGAUCAGCGGGGCCGAGGGGCCUGCAUGAGCGACUCGCCUCCGGAGGAUGGGGGCCGGACCCGCCGCUGAGUGGUGUGCACCCCCAACCUGGCAGCCAUGCUUUCCUUCCGAGUAACGUUCUGUGUGUUUCUUUACAAACGGUUGUGCUUUAGCUCAUUAGAGUAAUCAAGUCAAUGGGCAAUGUGUGUGGCUGGGGAGCACCCUUGAACCUGUGGGUCUGCCCCCCAAGGCAGGGUAGAAGGUGCUCGCACCAACUUUAAACUACACACUGACUUGGCUGUGGCUUUAAAUUCACCUGUGGCCGCCAACGGAUGUGGUUUCUAAGCUGCUUCCUUCGGACAAACCAUCUAUGUGUGGACUUGACAUCAUGUGGGCGGAGCCCUCUGUGGGGAAGCCUGGUCCAGAAGAUUCAGGAACAGGUGGUGAGGAGCAGGCCAGAUUGCUGGGUGCUGGGCACACUCAAGGGUGCGCCCAGGCUGGGGUCCUCCCCAAUUCCAGCUGCUCCCCCUCCAACUCCACAGUCUGGAGAUGCUUCCAGGACCAGAGGUCUUGGGUCCUGAGCUGAACCCAUCUCUUGCCCCACCAUGGGGAGCAUGACAGGGUCAGAGGAUGGUGAACAUGCAGGCCGGCCCCGCCCCUGACCCCCCAGAAAUAUCUGUGACCUGACCCUGGUCUACCCUGACCCCGAAGACACCCCCCAAACCUGUACCACUGUGUGCCUUCUGCAUUACAGAGGACUUGCUCUGCAAGGUCCAUUUGGACCUGGGCUUGGCCUCUCCACCCUCCUCCCAUUCUCUCUGACCUGGGUCCGGCUGGGUCUGAGCCAACUGUCUCUAGGGCUGACCUUGUGGAACAGGGUCUGGGUGCCAUGCCUGCUGCUAGGCAUGGGGGUCAUUGGCACUGGGGGACCUGGGGGUUCCCCGGCUCUCAUCACUCCUAGCCUCCUUCUUCGCAAUGAGUUUCCUUGACCUGCCCAAUGGCAUUGAGAAAGGAAAGUCCAUCAAAGGGUGGACGCCCUCCCUGCUCCCUGGGCCCCCUUGGCUUUAUUGCUCUGUGUCAGGGAUGGUCUCUAUGUGGCUUCAUGACUGAUGUCUUUGUAGCGCUGCUGGCAGUUGGGGGGUGGGGCAAUAAAGGAGCCGUGCUUGUCUCCUGGCGUGGGUGGCACAGUCCCUUGUUGGUGACCCUGCUGUGCUCUCCCAAAGGGGCUGACCAACUGGCAUUUCUCCUGAGGCUCUGAGCCUGAGUGGUUAGGAAGGAAGUUCAAGGGGCUGGUGCUGCCCAGGGGCUGUGCCCCAAGUUGGGGCACUCUCAGGCUGUCCGCACACUGUGUCCUCUGGGGGUGCAAAGAAGCCUGAUUCCUGCUUAGAGCAGGCCCAAAAGGUACUAACCUCAUACACAUGCAGACCACUGCAGGAGCCCACCCUGACCCGGCCCAGGAGAGGAAUGGUGAGCCCUUGAGUCAGUGGGGCCUACAGAAGGUUUCCUGGAGAAGGGGUGGCAAAGCUGAGUUGCAAGCUCCCCUCCAAGUUUCUUCAAAUCCUCAUUGAAAACCUUGGAGGGGGAAAGGGUUUUAGAUGGAGUCCUGAUCACCAGCCCAGCUUUGACAGAGCUUUGCACCUGAAGGCAGCCCCCGGCUGUGGUUGGGAGGGGUGGGGAGACAUAGAGGGACAGGUAUGAGAGGCUGGACCAGGUGGCAGUGGGCCCCAGCGGAAGUGGCACCUGUCAGCAGGCACAGAGCACAGGCUGAGUGAGCACAGACCAGGACAGGGAGACCUGGGACCUGCUUCACACCCUGGCCAAAAGGAGUCUCGGGCAAAACUCAGCCUGUUUCUGACCUGGACAGGAAACCGGAGAGGCAAGCCACUCUCCUCUACCUCCAGGAAGUGGACCCCCGCCUGAUCUGAGGCAUCUGACAACACUGAGGCAGAGCCCUCUUCAGCUGGUCCUGGCCAUAGCCACAGGCAGGGCAUGGGGGACAGGACCAGGGGAGAGCCCGUUGGUCUGGCAUUUUCCACUUCACCAGGGCAGCUUUGCACCCUUCCCUAAGCUCCUCACCCUGUACACCCCUCUCUUCCUCCGCAUCUCCAGUGCUAGCUCUGCCGCUCAUUCAGCCACCUAGGCUGGCCACCUCCCCCAGGCAGUUCUCCCGGGGUCCUUUGUGCUCAGACCCAAUCCAUCCGGACGUCUUAGCCAUCUACUUUUGCUCUGCAUCCGCCAUGGCACCCUGCUGCUUCAACCUUCCAGCCACGUCCACUGUACUCAGGAUAAAACUCUAACUGCUACCCCACACGAUCCCCCCUGCCACCUUGUCCCUCAGUAACUCACUCCAUAUCUACCAGUCUCUGCUGGGCCUCAGACCAGCCAAGCUGGUUCUUGCCCCAGGGGUUGGCAUAUGCUGCCCCCACAUCUGAACUUUGUAAACUACCUCUCCCCACCUCCCCAGGCAGAGGGCCUCCCUCUCAUGAGCCACCUCAACCUGUCCCAUGUUCACUUUCUUUAUGCCACACAUCACUGAUUAAAAUCACUUGUUAUCUGCCCUAACUAGGGAUGUUACCUGCCUUAACUUUAUUCACCACAGUGGCCCCAGAAUCUAGAACAAGUUGGGUACAUAAUACUCAAGAAAUAUGUCAGAUGCUUCAAGUUGCUCCCAGAAGAUUCUAUUGGUGGGGGCAAGGAGACUUUGGGGAAGUGGCAACAGAAUGGAAAGGAAUAUGGCUGUACCUUGUCCCCCUGCACCAGGGGCUGAAGUGUGUGGUGUGAAGAGCUGAUGUGACAGGUCGGCACCUGUGUGGAAAGUCCCGUGUUUUGCUGGUGGGAACCACACACGGUGUUUACAGGCUGACUUCCUGACACCGUGGCAGAGGCAGCUCUUGCAAACUCAAAACCCACUGUGCACCUGUCCCAUGCCUGGCUGCUGGGAAGAUGGAUCUUAGCUUUGCUCCCAGGUAAUUUAAACACAAACUUGAGAGAGAGUUAAAUCUGCCUCCUCGUAACUCCAGAAAACCAAGUUUAGAAAAUGAGAGCAAAUUCAAGCAGUUUUAGAGAUGUAUUUGGUCCAGAUGGAUGAGACGUCUGGGCGACUGAGCCCGCUGGAUGCCUAAAGAGCAGCGGGGUCUGAUCUGUCCUCUCCAGCCUCUUCCCACCAGGCAGCGGACCCCAGAACAGACUGGUGGCUGGCGGGAAGAUACCAGAGCAAAGAAGUCAGACAGUGAGGUGGGGGGAUAGUAUCCCUAGACAAGGAUGCAGGACCUGAAGCUGCAAGAUGCUGCCAGGGCGAGCCAAGUUGCUAGGAGACGGCGGUGCUUGUGGGAGGGAUGACGCAGGGCCGUGUAGGCAGGGCUGCAGCCAAACCUGGCAGGCAGUUCAGGAAAGACAAAAUCAGAAGGGCAGAUCUGUCAACUCCAUCUGCAGAGUCACCGAUAACACAGAAAGAUAGGUGCCAGUGCAAAUGUGUUGUUGCCGUGGUCUGAAAUAAGUUGCCUGCAGUGAUGGAGGGAGCAUCUUGAAGCCUUCUCUGAUUCCAGCCUCUUGUUUGGGCAAGUGUUCACUCCAUCUUCUCCCCAGACGCGUGUCAGUGUUGCUUCCGGGGCUGAAAAGGUGUUUCAGGUAAAGCAGAUUAAGGACAAGUCAGAGGGAAUCCAUGAUUCUCCUGAAGGUAGAAAAAGCAGCCUUAGGAGUAGAGGGGGAGCAGCACUCUGUUUAUGCCUGCCUGAGUUCUGAAAAUAAAAUGUGCUGGAAAACAGAUAUUUACACACUUGUUCACAGCAGCAUGUUUUACAGUAACCAAAAGGUGGAAGCAACCCACUGUCCAUCGAUGAAUGCAUACACACAAUGCUGGAAUAGUAUUCAGCCUUUAAAAAGGAAGGACAUUCUAACACAGCUGCAAUAUGGAUGGACCUUGAGGACGUGGUGGCCAGUGAAAUAAGACAGACACGACACAAACGGUGUGACGCUCACAGGAGAUCCCUAAUUCCUAGAGGAGUGGCAUGGUGGGUGCCAGGAGCUGGGGGAGGGGAGAGGGAGCUAGUGUUUAAUGGGGGCAGAGUUUCAAUUUGGGGCAAUGGGAACGUUCUGGAGCUGGAGGGUAGAGAUGGUUGCACAACGGUGUGAGCGUGCUUAAUGCCACUGAGCUGUGCACUUAAAAAUGGUAAGUUUUGUGUCUAUAACACAACAAAAGAUGUUUUAAUACACUGGAUUUUUCCUGUUACAAACAACUUGAAAUUUCAGAAAAUGGAAGAAGGGAAGCAAAGUCGCCCACCGUUGGCACUGUGCGUUCUCGCCAGUCUUCUCGUCAUGCGCUCCUGCUUGUGGGUGAGCUGGCUUUUAUUUCAUUUUUUAAAAAAUUGUGGCAAAGUAUACAUUAUAUGGAAUUCACCAGUUUAUUUCAUGUGACUGUUGGCAUUAGUGUUUUCACAGUGUUAUACAGCCAUCACCAUCAUUUAAUUCCAAAACUUUCUGUUACCUCUAAAAAGAACCCUGUGCCCACUAGCCAUCACUCCCCACCCAUUUCCCCCAGCCCUUCACAGUCAUGAACACUCUCUCUUAGCCUGUACCUGUCCUGGACAUUUCUCGUCAGUGGACUCACACACCGCGUGGCCUCGUGUGUCUGCUUCUCUCCUGAGCAUCGUGUGUUCAGGCUCCUUCUACGUGGUAGCGAGUGUCAGAGGUGCUCCCCCUUUCAUGGUCCAAUAAUAUUGAUAGUCUCGUGUCUGGAUGGAUUAGUUGUGUUUAUCUAUUCAUCAGCUGAUAGACAAUUGUUUUCUUCCCACUUUUUGGCUACUAAGAAGAAAUACAGUUUUUAAAAGCAGCAUAAUAUUCCACCCAAAUGAACAUGUCCUGGUUUCUUAACCGUUCCCCUGCUGUUGGACAUUCAGAUCACUUUCAAAUUACAAAUUAUACCUAAACAAAAUGUUCCUGGAUAAUAUUAGGGAACUCUGUUCCCUGUGCACUUAAAAAUGGUAAAUUUUGGGGUCUCCCCGGUGGCGCAGCGGUUGAGCGCUGGGUUGCAAGGCUGCCUGCAGCCUCUGCAGCACCGGUUUGAUCCCCGGCUGCUCCCCAGCCACCAGAGGAGGGUCCCACAUGGAGCGCGGACCCCUCCUGCCACUCCCGCUGCUCCCCUCAGCAGUGUACUUUGGUCCUUCUGCCUGCUCUGCUCCCCGCUCUGGCUCUGGUGAAUUCUCUCACCCUCCUGAGCUUCUGACUGUACCCAGUGCUUGUAUAAAUAAAUAGAUAAAUCUUAAAAAAAAAAAAAAAGAACAAAAAAAAUGGUAAAUUUUGUCGAUAAUACAACAGAAAAUGUUUUCAUAUGUGAAAUGUAUGAAAUGGAGUUUCUCAAUGGAAGGGCAUGAACACUGUAAGGCAUAUGAAAUAUCCAUAUACAAGACUGCAUUUUAUCAGAGCUUUGCCAGAUUCCCUCUCAUUGUAAAGAAAGGAGCCCCACUCACCCCUUCCAAGUCAGGACUGUGCCUUCUCAUUUAAAAAAAAAAAAAUACUUUUCUGUACAUGGAGCUAAGUUUGACAGGUUUCAUUCUGCAACAUCUUCCUUUUCUCAUUCAUUCAACGUGUGUUAUCGAAUACCUACUUUGUGCUAUGGAUUGUCCCUUGUGAGGCUUCCUGAAGUCUACCGGUGAGAACACUGCAAUUUAUUUAUUCAAAAGUUAAUCAGCAAACAUUUACUACUUUCCUUGGAAUGAGCCAGAAGUCAACAUUUCAUGCAGGACUCUGCUCCCAGUUUGGCCCUUUAACAUAUUGACCAUGUUGGGGUGUUGGGAAAGCUCACCAAUACUCACUAAUCCUCUAUAAAAUUGGAGUAAACCUGGCAGCAUCAAACUUGCAGAGAGCUGGGGAGAAAUCAGUACUAAAACUCAUGUUUUAAUACUUAACCACACAGAAAAGUUUCAGCCUUACAGACAUGGGCAUGGGAGAAUUCAGGGGUGAGGAUGAAAACUGGCAACUAAAAUGCAAGCGUCCCAAACACUGGCUGUGAGGCUAUGAGAAAAAAACUCCUCAGAUGCUGCCAUCUAGACCCCACCCCUUACCCUGGCCAUCUCCCCAUAGUCACCCUGGAGUAAAGCCACCCCUAUGGCAAGGGGCUUCUGUAUGCUCUAUAGCAGUGUGCUUAUAAUUGUUGGCCAAUAAAGAAUCUAAAACUCAAAAAGAGUUAAAAAAAAUGAUAAUAUGGAAGAAAGAGACAAAAACAGAAGAAAGCGUGCUAGAAAAACUCUCAUGCAUAUUAUUCUCAGAGAGCUAAUAGAAGAUAUAGUAUACAGGGAACAAGUUCAGUUUUGCCUUUUGAAAAGGAACAAAGAACCAGAAAGAGUCCUUGGAAAUUAAAAAUGUGGUAGUCAAAAUUAAAAGGUCAAUAGAAAGGUUGGAAGAAAAAUAAAAGGAAAUUUUCACAAAAGAAGAAUGAACAAAAAGAAAGAAACUAGUCAGGAGCUGAAUCCAGUAUAUGACAAAGAGGAGUUCCACAAAGAGAGAGCUGGGACACCGUGGUGGGAGAAAUCACCAGUGAUAUCAUGCAAGAAAGGUGGUCAGGAAUGGAAGACAUGACAGAGCCCUGAAUGUCCAGGACAAGAGGUGAAAACAGAACCACAACAAAUCCACACUGUGAAUGUGCAGGAUAUGGAGACUAAGCAGAAGAUCCCACAAGUUUCCAGAGACAGCCUCAGAUUGUUCAACUGCCCAAGACUGGAUGCUGGAAGAUAUGAGAUAAGAGAAAUUAUCCACCACCAUACUGUCCUCGGCCAAGCCACCAAGCUCACAAGAAAGUGAAAGAAAAUGCUUUUUCUGGAAACACUUAGGGGGUACCCAUCCCCCAAACAAGGGCACAAACAAAGAAACAGGGAAACUUGGAUCAAGAAGCGGGCUACAUACUGGAAAUCCCUGGGUGCUGAAGAAGAGGGAGGCCUGGAUCACAGCUGGGCAGCAGCUGACCUUGCAUGGAAAAGUUGGUUCCAUUGGAGCAGCCAGGUAAAGGGGCACAGACAAAAAACAUAGGUGAUCACUAACUCCAAAAAACAAAUCCUAGAAAAUAAGUGUUCUUUCGUGUACCUUGCUUUGGCCUGCAUUUAUAUAUGAUAAUAUAAGCACAAAAUAAUCAUUUGUGAUAGGGCUAUUAGAGGAACCGUAUACCUGACUGAGCUAAAUCUCUACCUUCGGGAGUUGGAAAUCAAUGGACAAUGACCAACUAAUAGAUCAUGAGAUGUGUAAAACAUUUGGGAUAAAAAAACAAAACAGGGAAAUAGUAAAUAGACAGUGAUGUCAGGCAGGCCCUGUGGAAAGUGGGAUAUACAUUGCUUUGUUUAAAACCUUAGGUUUUGGGCCU